This is a messenger RNA of Toxorhynchites rutilus septentrionalis, 725 nucleotides long. It is a transcript of the gene Mettl5, whose product is annotated as rRNA N6-adenosine-methyltransferase METTL5. The record is from RefSeq and is a predicted model, not a curated record. NCBI's taxonomy places the organism in Eukaryota, Metazoa, Arthropoda, Insecta, Diptera, Culicidae. Bases 1 to 651 code for a protein of 216 amino acids. Gene Ontology annotation, biological process: rRNA methylation. Gene Ontology annotation, molecular function: nucleic acid binding; rRNA (adenine-N6,N6-)-dimethyltransferase activity; rRNA (adenine-N6-)-methyltransferase activity. The transcript is spliced from 3 exons.
AUGGCAUGUCUAAAGUUGAAAAAGUUCGAGGAGUUCCUGCAGACGGUUGACGGGUUCGAUAAUCCUAAAGUGACUUUAGAACAAUAUGUUACCCCUUCGCAUAUUGCCAGCCAUAUGUUGUAUAUGAUUCAGACUAACUAUGAUGAUUUGGAAAAUAAACUUGUACUUGAUUUGGGAAGCGGUGCCGGGAUGCUAAGUGUUGGAGCUUCACUUUUAGGAGCAGCGUAUGUUUUGGGGAUUGAAAUUGAUUCGGACGCAAUCGAGAUAUUCAAAAAUAAUGUUAGUGAGUUCGAUUUGAAUAAUGUAGACUGCGUUCGAUGGGAUGUAUUAAGAUUAGGAGAUGCCAACUUGAACUCUGCAUUUGAUACAAUCGUUAUGAAUCCGCCAUUUGGUACCAAACAAAAUAAAGGCAUUGACAUGACAUUUUUGCGUACUGGUCUCAAUUUAACUAAACACAGUUUAUAUUCCCUUCACAAAACAUCUACCAGAGAUCAUAUUAGGAAAAAAGCAAUUGAAUGGAAUGUAAGAGCCAGCAUCAUUGCAGAAUUGAAGUAUAAUUUACCUCACACCUACAAAUUUCACAAACGCACAAGCGUAGAUAUUGCGGUUGAUCUAUGGCGCUUUGAAAUUACAAAAAACAGCUUUCAUUAAAAUUAUGUCCUACAUAAUCAUAUACAUGGAAGAAAGAUUUUUCGAAUAAAUAUGGGUAUCAGUUUGCGUUAUCA